AGAGACAUGUUCAUGGACAUCUUCCACGCCGAGGAGUCUCUCGGAGAGUGUGUUAGCCGAGGAAUACCACCGUUUACAAGCAAAAAACAUAGACAUGUUGGAUUUUUAAGGCGCAAGCGCUAGCUAAGCGGCUAUAUAAAACACUCGCGCGCGCGGACUGUGUGACGUGUAAGAAUCUAAAAUGUGUCCACAUAAACUGUACAAUACGACGAAUGUCAUUAUUAACGCGCCAAAUGCCGUCGAGCAUUUAGACAGCGACCGCUUUCGCAAAGUAUCUUUACGUCGAAUCGGCUGCCAUUAUUGCCUUCUCCUACGCUGGUGAAGCACACUGCUGAUAUCCUUCCGCAUUUCCCCCCUUUUGGGGUGGGGGGUGGUGGUGGACAAAAACACCACCAUUUGAGUUAUAAUCCACAAUUAAAAAUUCCAUUAGAACAUAUACAAACGUGUCGUGUAUGUGUACUUUGUGUUUAGUGUUUUUUUGUGAGGUUUGGAGGGCUAACCCGUGUCAUGGGGACUAGACUCGGCGCCGAGCGGAGGAGCACGUUAAGCAGAGCCGGGCCUGUUUUCUAUGGUGUUGAAUGGAGGCAGUCUCUUCCUGGUGGAUAAACAGUGACAGCUACAGGGCAGCCACCGACACCCAGCGGCCCGGCUCCGGCGCUGCUGCCCGCCUCGCCGAACCACGCCAACAAACAUGGCUUCAGACAGUCCCCACAUCGCGCAGUUGACUUCUGAGCUCUACUUCCUAAUCGCCCGCUUUCUGGAGGCAGGGCCGUGCCAAAAAGCAGCCCAGACGCUGAUAAGAGAGGUGGAAGAUCAGGAGCUGCUGCCCAAAAGGCUGGACUGGACCGGGCAGGACCACCCAGGAACAUAUGACAAUUUGGUGAAGCUGUACCGGCACAUCAGUCCCGACCACCUGCUGCAGGUGUGCUCCAGAGUGUGUCCUCUCCUAGAGCGGGAUGUCCCGGCCAGUGUUCCGGGACUCACCAGCCUGCUUGGGGCAGGACGGCAGAAUCUCCUCCGCACCAACAAGAGUUGCAAGCAUGUGGUGUGGAAGGGUUCAGCACUGGCGGCACUUCACUGUGGGCGACCACCAGAGCCUCCCAUCAUCUACGGGAGCCCACCUAACAUCGUGGAGACGAGUCACGGCCGUCGACUGAACGGCUCGUACCGCCUGCAGCAGUUGGUGCCCACCGCCGUCUACCAGCACAUGAAAAUGCACAAGAGGAUCCUGGGGCACCUGUCCUCCGUCUACUGCGUCACUUUCGACAGGACGGGACGCCGCAUAUUCACUGGCUCCGAUGACUGCCUGGUGAAGAUCUGGGGGACGGAUGAUGGGCGUCUGCUGGCGACGCUUCGGGGCCAUGCCGCCGAGAUCUCCGACAUGGCGGUGAGCUACGAGAACACGAUGAUCGCUGCCGGCUCCUGUGACAAGACCAUCAGGGUGUGGUGCUUGCAAACAUGUGCGCCUUUGGCUGUUCUGGAGGGCCAUGCGGCGUCCAUCACCUCGCUGCAGUUUUCUCCUCUGUGUAGCGGCUCCAAGCGCUACCUGUCCUCCACGGGCGCUGAUGGUACCAUCUGUUUCUGGCAGUGGGAUGCACGCACACUCAAGUUUGGCCAGAGGCCUAGUAAGUUCACAGAGCGUUCAAGACCUGGCGUCCAGAUGAUGUGCUCAUCCUUUAGUGCAGGUGGGAUGUUCCUUGCCACAGGAAGCACGGAUCACAUUAUCAGGGUGUACUACUUUGGUUCAGGGCAACCUGAGAAGAUCUCAGAGCUAGAGUCCCAUACUGACAAAGUUGACAGCAUCCAGUUUUCACACUGCAGCGACCGCUUUGUGAGUGGCAGCAGGGAUGGCACAGCGCGGAUCUGGCAGCUGCAGCCGCAGGGCUGGAGGAGCAUUCUGCUGGACAUGCAGACCAAAUUGCCAGGGAAGUACAACCCACCUCCGUUGGAGGACAAGGUGACCAAGCUGAAGGUCACCAUGGUGGCGUGGGAUCGCCACGACGGCACGGUGAUAACGGCGGCCAACAAUCUGACCCUGAAAGUGUGGAAUUCCAUCAGUGGAAACCUCGUCCACGUCUUGAUGGGUCACGAGGACGAGGUGUUUGUCCUGGAGCCACACCCCUUUGAUCCCAGGAUCCUUUUCUCAGCGGGGCAUGACGGGAAUUGCAUCGUGUGGGACCUGGCCAGAGGAGUCAAGAUCCGCUCAUACUUCAACAUGAUCGAGGGUCAAGGGCACGGGGCGUUGUUUGACUGCAAGUGUAGUCCGGACGGCCAACACUUUGCCGCCACCGAUUCCCACGGUCACCUGCUCAUCUUUGGCUUUGGCUCCAGUAGCAAGUACGACAAGAUUGCUGACCAGAUGUUCUUCCACACCGACUACCGGCCGCUGAUCCGCGAUGCCAACAACUACGUACUGGACGAGCAGACUCAGCAGGCGCCUCACCUCAUGCCCCCUCCCUUCUUGGUGGAUGUGGACGGGAACCCCCACCCGCCCAGAUAUCAGCGGCUGGUGCCUGGCAGGGAGGGCUGCAGGGACGAGCAGCUCAUACCACAGAUGGGCGUCACCUCCUCAGGUCUGAACCAAGUGGUCAGCGAGCAGGCGGUGGACGGUCCCAGUCCUCUGGACACCAUGAUCCAAAGACUGCAGCAGGAACAGGACCAAAGACUGGGCUCCAAUGAGAUUCCUGCUGCUCCUGCUGCCGCGACUGCAAGCACCCGAAUCAGCAGAGGGUCGGUGGGUUCUCCAACAGAAGUCCACUCCCCGCCCAACGUGGGUCUCCGUCGCAGCGGGCAGAUUGAGGGCGUCCGUCAGAUGCACAGCAAUGCCCCCCGCAGCCAGAUGGCCACUGAGGGAGACCUGGUGGCCUGGAGCCGUCGGGUGCUGGUGCCCGAGCUGGAGGGCGCCUCCGUCAGGAGACAGGUCAACUGGCGAGAGGCUAAAGGGGAGGAAGAGAUCAAUAUUUACCAGUCAGAGCGCCGGAGACGCACCAUCCACUCUCUCCCCAAGGAAAGCAGAGUUCAGCCCACAUCAGAGUGCGUAGCUGAUGAAGGGAGGCGGAGUCAGGGUAACCACGGUUACCAAACCCGAGCUGCCAUGGAAGAGACGAGCCGCCAGAGUGCCGAGGCUGCUGAUGACGAUGAGAGCGCCUCUGAGGGCGAAGUUGCGGAGGUGCGACAGGUAAAUGGACACUCAUCAGAGGAAGAGAAGGAGAAGGACGAGGAGGAAAAAGAGCCGUGGCCGGAUGAUCACAGUAGUUCAAGCGACUACUCCAGCGAUUACUCAGAUUGGACGGCUGAUGCCGGCAUCAACCUUGAGCCACCCAAGAAGAGCGUAAAAGUGAAGAAGAAGAGUAGCAGCUCUGAAGAGGACGGCGACAAGAAGAGGGACCCCAAGAAGGAACGCAAGAAAGACAAAGCCGACAAGGACGGUGCCUCACCAAAGAAGAAGAAGCCAAAGGAGAAGAUGAAGAGGGCGGAGCUUCAGGAGCAGGGACUGACCCUGGAGGAGUGGCUUCCCUCUUCCUGGAUCACGGACUUACUCCCCCGCAGGUGUCCUUAUAUUCCCCAGAUGGGAGACGAGCUGUACUACUUCCGGCAAGGCCACGAGGCCUAUGUGGAGAUGGCCAAACAGAAAAAGAUUUACAGCAUCAACCCUAAGAAGCAACCCUGGCACAAGAUGGAGCUGCGGGAGCAAGAGCUGAUGAAGAUUGUGGGUAUAAAGUACGAGGUAGGCUUGCCCACACUUUGCUGCCUCAAGCUUGCCUUCCUUGACCCGGACACCGGGAAACUUACCGGAGGAUCCUUCUCCAUGAAGUACCACGACAUGCCGGACGUCAUCGACUUCCUGGUGUUGCGGCAGCAAUUUGACAACGCCCGGAAGAGGCUGUGGAGUAUAGGUGACAGGUUUCGCUCGGUGAUCGACGACGCCUGGUGGUUUGGGACCAUCGAGAGUCAAGAGCCGUACCAAUCACAGUACCCUGACAGCCUGUUUCUCUGCUACAAUGUCUGCUGGGAUAACGGAGACACAGAGAAGAUGAGUCCGUGGGACAUGGAGCUCAUCCCUGAUGAAGGUGUUUUCCUGUCACACCCUCCCACCUUAGCCUCCUUUCCAGACGAGUUGGGCACGAGUGUCCCGCUCACGGAGGAAGAGCAUCGGGAGCUCCUGUACGUGCCGCUGGAUGGUGAGUGGGGCUGCCGCACGCGCGUGGAGGAGUGCGAGCGCGUCAUCAAAGCCAUCGACCAGCUCUGCACCCUGGACAUUGCAGCGCCAUUUGCUUUUCCCGUCGACCUGCAAGCUUACCCCACGUACUGCACGGUGGUGGCUUACGUCACUGACCUCAGCACCAUACGCCAAAGGCUGGUCAACUGCUUCUACAGACGAGUGUCAUCUCUGAUGUGGGAGGUCCGUUACAUCGAGCACAAUGCCCAGACGUUUAAUGAGCCGGGGUCGUUCAUCGUCACCACAGCCAAGUUUGUCUCUGAUCUCAUGCUGCAGUUCAUUAAGGACCAAAGUGUGAUGGACCUCAUGCCUCUCUACAAAAGCAUGAAGAAGGCCACCUUCUCCGACUCUGAGGACGAGGAUGAGGAGGAGGAGGAUGACGACACUAACACACCUGGAACCUCGGCACAAAACCACCAGGGGCGGCGGCCCAUGCGACGCCAGCUGCGUACCCGACCUCACUCGUAUGACCCUCAAGCGUGGCGAGGGCGCUGCAAGGAGCUUCUGGACCUCAUCUUUCAGUGCGAAGACUCUGAACCCUUCAGAGAACCUGUGGACCUGCAGGAAUACCCGGAUUACCUCCAAAUUGUGGACUCCCCCAUGGACUUUGGCACGGUCCUCAACACGCUGGUUGAAGGAAAGUACCAGUCACCUAUCGAGCUCUGCAAAGACGUCCGCCUUAUUUUCAGCAACUCCAAAGCGUACACACCUAGUAAGAAGUCACGGAUCUACAGCAUGAGUCUGAGGCUCUCCGCGCUCUUUGAGGAGCACGUGAGCUCCAUCUUGGCCGACUACAGGGCCAUCCAUGGCCUGUCGGACAAACUGACCCGACGGGCUGCCGAGCACCAGGCCCGACACGCCAGCGACCGCCCCACUCGACACAACGUGAAGAGGCGGCGCUGCAGCGAGUCUCCCGGCAGCAGCACAGCAUCGAGCCCAGAGAGGAAGAGGCGUGUCUCGUCCCGCGUGAUGAGCCGCCGGGAGCCGUCGCCGCCGCCGCCUCCCUCACGGCCGCCCUCCCUAAGACAAAACCUCUCCGUAAAACAUUCGCCUCAGCUAGUCAACGGCAAGACGGACACGCCGGCCAUGGGGCGCACGCGCAGCGCUGCACGCCACUUUGCACACUCGUCGCCGGCGUCAUCGCACAACGCCACGGGCCAGACAGCGAGCGCAGCAGAGUCAACACGCUCACUACGGACUCACAACUCGGUCUCCACCUCCUCGCCGCCAGCUGCUGAGAGAACGACGCCUACUACUGUGGCCGUGGACGGCGCCGUUGGGGGAAGCACCCGGCGGAAACUGAGGACGCCUGUGAGGCGCCUGUCAGCCUCUCCUGAAAGCCCCCCCUCCCAGGGUACAGCCCACUUGAACGGCCACAGUCGCCACACGAGUGCCGGCAUUGGAAGGAGAAGCCGUAAAUCCGGAACGGAGCCGCCAGAGAGUCCUCCAGCGAGCCCAUCCAGGCCACGAGGUCGCCCCCCAAGCAAGAAGAAAGGCAGGAAGAGCAAGGCGGAGCCUGACGAUGGAGACAAGAGCGUCCACUACACAAGCUCCACCCCUGACGACGAGCUGGGCCAAUCUACGGGUGACGAAGGCGGAGCGUCCUCAGCACAGGAGACGUCCGUUCUGUCAGACUCUGGCACCGCCUCCACUCCCAGGAGGCGUGGCCGCCCGCGAGUGGUCAGGACUGAAGAGGUGUCUCCGCCUCCUCCUCCACCUCCACCGCCUCCUCCUCCUCCUCCUCCGCCAGAGGAGUCUCCCGAGCCUUCAUUGAGGAGGAGCAGCAGGCGAGCGCACGAUGAUGUCACGUCUCCUCCUCGGACGCAAAGAGGCACUCGGAGGGAGGAAGCAGCGGCAGACGGGGAGGAUGACGAUGGGGAAGGGGCAGCAGGCUCCAUGCGCACACGCAACCAGGGGCGACGCUCCACCUGGUACAUGGAGGAGGACUCUGAGGAGGAGCAGAGGCAGCUGCUCUUUGAGGACUCCUCCAUCACUUUUGGGACCUCCUCCAAGGGGCGUGUCCGCAAGCUGACCGAGAAGGCAAAGGCCAACCUGAUUGGCUGGUAGCGCUUGUUAGCCCAGCUGCUGCUAAUCCUCUCCCCCUACUACUCCCCCUCAUAUAUUGGUCCAUGUUGGACCCCCAUCCUCCCCCCAAAAAAAACACACCGCCCCCCUGCCCAUCAGACCUUAACCACCUUUGGGGUGCAACCCCGGUGAUUCUAGAAAGACGCCAGGAGAACUCCUUUUAUGGAACUUUUCUUUGUGGGCGGAGUCAAAGAAGCCCACUUCAGCUGAGAGCCUUGGCCCCUCCUCCCUCAUUUUUAUACCACCCCCACCCCCGUUUCCCUUUUCUAACAUUUGUAUGUGACGCUCAUCCUGCCCAUGGAAGUCUUAAGUGUGCGUGUGUGUGUGUGUGCGUGCGCGCGCGCAUGUGGCAUCACUGUCCAAUGAAUAACAUGGAGCUUUUUUUUUUCCCGCUUUUUCCCCACUUGUCAUGAUUUAAAACCAAAAAAAUAUGUUUUUUUUUUGGACAGCAAUGAUACACCAUGAAUGUGUGUGUGUGUGCGCGUGUCUGUGUGUGUGCUAAAACACCAAAUGGUGUAAAAAUGCUGGUACUCGUGCUCUGAAGGAUUUUACUGAUGGUGUGUGUGUGAGCGAGCAUAUGCGCAUGUGCGCAUUAGCAAUACCUUGUGCCUUUUAUGUUGUGUGUGUGUCAUACAAAGUUGUGUAUUUAUGAGCAGUGUUGUGUUAUUCGGAAUCAGUGCUAUCAGGAUGCACGUACAGCUUCUUUCUUUGAAUGCUGUGUGUUUAACCUGGGAUGGACUUUAAAACAAUUGUUUUUCUUUUUAAACCUUGCUUCUCUCGUGAACUCCGCACGCACGCACGCACACACACACACACACACACACACACACACACACACACGGAACUUUUAAAGCAAAGUGUGUAAUUAGCGUGACGUGGGUGCAUUUGUAUUUGUGUGUGGAUGCGAUGGUCCAUCUGAUGUGUGCUGCUUCCUUGUGGUGUAAAUGAUGGAUGUUCUGUGCGGGUUCUAAUUUCCUUUCACGAUGAACCCACUGAUGUUGUUCUGGCCAGUGUCACGCGGGUGUCACAGCAACACGGUGGAACCUCCAAGGCUGUUCAGUUAGUCUGUUCCAGGGUUAAAUGAUGGCAAUCUUAGAACCUGUACUGGAAGUAGGCCUGUCCCGAACAAUCGAACAAUUAAAACAAACAAACAAAAGCAGGUCGAUAAUUAUGACACCCUGGAUAAAGUGACAUGUGCAUGUAUGCAUGUGUGUUUCAUCUGCUCGUUUCUCUGUGCCACACAGGCUGGAUGACAAGAUGGUUCACUCUUCAUCUGUCUGUGCGCAUCGGUUCUAUAAUGGAAUGAACGGAGAGAGUGAACCCUCUUGUCAGCCAUUCAGCCUCUUUGUGGAGGCGGGGCUACUGGUGAGUGGAGUGCUAGCAUCAAAUUAGCCUCGUGAGAACGCAUAUGCUAACAUGAAUGAAGGCACAGAAGCGAACGCAGAUAGAAACCUCUUGACAUUCCGAUUAUAAUAGUUUAUUGCAUUUGAUACGAUGCACUCCCAUUUUUAUGUCAUAUAAAUAAUGCAAAAAUUGUUGAUUAUCGACAAUAAUUUGUAGGACAAUUAUCUACCAGCAAAAUGUGUUAUGAUGACAGGUGUUUUAUGCCAUAUAAUUAAUGAAAAAAUGGGCCUGUAUGAUACAGGCAUCUUCUGUGUCAAGCUAAUGUGGCUCACACAAGGUACAUGAAAAUUAUUUAAAUUAUCACAAACACCAUUGCCGAUGUUAUCAAUUAUCGAUGAUAAUUCGUAGCAUCGACCAGCAAAAUUUGUUAUCGUGACAGGCCUAACAGGCAGUGUUGUUUUUUGUCUCGCAGGCUUAAAAAGAAGUGAAAUGCUGUUUAGUAAACGAUGCAUAAGAAACGUGGAAGCUGAGGAAAGGGAGUUUUGCUGAAGGCAACGUCAUGUAUCGUGUUUUUUUGUUUACAUUUUUGCAAGUUUAAAAAGGAGUGAACCACUUUAUAGUCAAACUUCCAAAUGUUGCACUUGAUGAGUUCGUCACAUCUUCUGCUGUGUACUACUUCACCACCAUUUCCUGUUGCCAAAGAAAAAGCAAAACAACAAAAGUCUCUCACCAUGAUGAGCAGUAAGUCCAAAUUGUGUGACUUUUUACGGGUGUUUGGACUUUGAAGGUUCCACUGUGUGUUCGACAAGACAUGCUGCAAAUCCGACCUUUCAGUUUUGAUGUCAUGCGUGUUUCAAGUCUCUUUCAUUUCUUUCCAAUCUCAGUCACAUGUUAACAGUUUUAGGAAAUGAAAUGCGAACGGCUGCAGUGCCGUUCCUGACAAACUGACAUGAUCGCAAAGGGGCCUUAAAGGGAUACUGCUAUGUUUGUCGAUAUCACCCUCAAUGGUCUGCGUCUGCACGUGUGUGUGUGUGUGUGUGUGUGUGUGUGGGUGGGUGUGUGUGAGCGCGAGCGCGUGCGUGCGUUAGCAUUUCCAGUUCUAAGAGUGGGGUGGCGUUGUGAAGGUAGGGGGGCCUUUCUGUUUUCCACAUUUUAAAGAGAACUUAAUUGUUAGUUUGGAUACUUUUUUAUAAAUGUACAAUAUAUAUACACAGUAUGAAGAGAAGAUGAAAGGAAGCCUACCAGGUAGAAUGUACGUACAUACACGUGUAGGCAAAGUACUGCUGUCCUGUUAGUUCAUACCAAUAUUUCGAAGGAAUA
Messenger RNA from Dunckerocampus dactyliophorus (ringed pipefish), 8968 nucleotides. RefSeq names its product pleckstrin homology domain interacting protein (gene phip). Gene Ontology annotation, cellular component: nucleus. Lineage: Eukaryota; Metazoa; Chordata; Actinopteri; Syngnathiformes; Syngnathidae. The record is from RefSeq and is a predicted model, not a curated record. The coding region runs from base 692 to 6286 and encodes 1864 amino acids. Gene Ontology annotation, molecular function: protein binding. The transcript has 40 exons. Gene Ontology annotation, biological process: regulation of cell shape; regulation of transcription by RNA polymerase II; cytoskeleton organization.